Molecule: messenger RNA, 1134 nt
Organism: Schizosaccharomyces osmophilus
Lineage: Eukaryota; Fungi; Ascomycota; Schizosaccharomycetes; Schizosaccharomycetales; Schizosaccharomycetaceae
Gene: rtt106
Product: histone H3.3 H4 heterotetramer chaperone Rtt106
Exons: 3
Coding region: 1-1134 (377 amino acids)
Molecular function (GO): nucleosome binding; histone binding
Source: RefSeq, a predicted model, not a curated record
AUGGACACAAAAUUUAAAAAUGACAUAAAAAAAAGGUUUUCUAAAGAUCGAAAAUUAUCACAAAAUGUUUUAACGGAAUGCGAGCGAAAUUCUGGCUUAUGUUCAUUGAUUGAUAGUAUAUGCACUUAUUAUGAAGCGUCAGAAGUCAACGACAAAAAUGCUGAACCUGAAGCAGGCAUGAAAAGGAAAAAUCGACUUCAGGGUGAAACUGGAGACUUGGUUUAUGGAGUAUUAGGACUCUCGUUUCAGUCGCCCAUGAGGAAGCGUUUCGAUACAUAUAUAUACGAACGCGGUAUCAGCAUUACUAUACCCGGAGAAGAAAACUCAGUUGAGCUUUGGCUACCUUGGACAAAUAUUCAUUUCGUUUGUCAUAUACCUGGGCCCCGAAAAGCAAACGUUCAGAAUAACAUAAUCAUAUUUAGAAAGAGCAACUUAAAUAACAAGUCUGUUCUAGAGGACGCAACCGCUGAAGGGAAUGAACCCAUACUUUUUACUGCACCGCAUCCUUUGGAAAAGCUGAAGCUAGUAGAAGGCAAACGUUCGUUUACUUAUUGCACAAAUUCUUGGGAUAUAUUUAGAGACUUCUUUGAAUAUGUAGGGAUAAGUAUCGUUGCUCCAUCCCAAGAAGAAUUUGUUUGCCCUGUAGCUCAAACCGGAGACAACGGGGUUUCUUACGGGGUAGAAGCAAAUUACAAAAACAAAGAUGGCUACUUAUAUUUUUUAAAGAAAGGAGUCCUUUGGGGAUUUCGUAAACCCAUGUUGUUUAUUGAUACUUCAGAUAUUCAGAAUUUUUACUAUAGUAAUGUUUUACAGAGAACGUUUUCAAUCAAUUUUGAAGUGAGGAAUACGAUUCUAUCUUUCGAUAUGAUUGAUCAAAGCGUUUUUCAAGCCUUAAAUGAGUAUGCAACAACGCAUGGCUUGAUGGACACCAGCUUAGCAGAAGAAAAGGCUGCACCUCCUACGAAAAAUCCCACUACCUCGUAUUUGCAAGAGGCUGAUGAAGAUGAGGACAAUGGGUCAGACGACAACUACUCAGACACAAAAGAAGUUGAAGAACAAGAACAAGAACAAGGACAAGGACAAGGACAAGAAGAAUCUGAUGACGGCAGUGAAACUCUGGAAUCCAAUGAGUAA